Messenger RNA from Candoia aspera, 1152 nucleotides. RefSeq names its product tetraspanin 10 (gene TSPAN10). Gene Ontology annotation, cellular component: plasma membrane. The coding region runs from base 1 to 942 and encodes 313 amino acids. The transcript is spliced from 3 exons. The record is from RefSeq and is a predicted model, not a curated record. NCBI's taxonomy places the organism in Eukaryota, Metazoa, Chordata, Lepidosauria, Squamata, Candoiidae.
AUGGACCUGAAUGACCAGCUGGACAUAUAUUGUUCAUAUAAUGCACAAGGCACUCCUCUGAGACCUAAUGGAAAAGAAAGUGAUUGUUCUUGGAACCAGACAAGACAAUGGCACCUCCUUCAUCAACCUUCACAUCUUCCUCUGGAUUUAUUUAGCUGCUGUGCUAAAUGCUUGAUCUUUGUCUGGAACAUAGCCUUCUCCGUUAUAGGAUUAUUCGUUUUGGCCCUAGGAAUUUGGGGGCUCUCAGAGAAGGAAUCACUAGAAAGUGAGCGAAUAACAUACUUGGGCAGUGACCCCAUGCUUUUUUUUGUAUUAGUGGGGUUAGUAGCUACUUCUAUAUCCCUUUUGGGCUGUACUGGAGCCCGCUUUGAAAACAUCUUUCUACUGAAGCUUUUUACUGGAGGAAUAAUAACCUUUGUGAUUUUGGAAGUUUUCAGUGGAAUUAUUCUCUUUUUUCUGAGUGACCACAUCAAAGCCUCCUUGCAAAAUUUUCUUAUGGUGGCAAUGUUACGCUACCAGGAUGACCCAGAUCUCCAAUUCAUUAUGGAUGAAAUUCAAGCAGGCCUCCAGUGCUGUGGAGUAGAGUCUUAUCUAGACUGGAAAACAAAUUUGUAUUUUAACUGCAGUUCUCCAGGUGUGCAAGCCUGUAGUGUUCCUGCAUCAUGUUGUCUGGAUCCACUGGAAAAUGGUACCAUCCUGAAUUCUCAGUGUGGCUUUGGCACCCUGAGCCUGGAGGAGUUUGCAGUUCAGAGCACCAUCUAUCUGGGAGGCUGUGUUCCCCAGUUAAGCAGAUGGCUCAAUAGUCACACAGGAAUAAUAGGCUUCUUUGCUGUAGUUUUGAUUGUGAUUGAAGGAGGUAGCUUGUUUCUGGCCACUAAGCUCCUGGCAGGCAUUGCUUCUGCUCGGACUCAGCAUUAUAGUGGGAAGGAGGGCAUGCAUUAGCUCUCCUAUUGCUAGAGAUGGAUUUUCUCAUAAUCUUUUGAGGAGUGUAAAUCUAAAGUGUUACAUAAUUCCUUUUAUACUAGUUAAUUUAUCCUGGAUAAAAUAGAUAUUUGUUUUGUAGGAGAAACCAAAAGCUGCUUUUCCCAUGUAUUUAUCUUGCUCAUUCUCCUGCUCCCCUCCAUUGCCCUGAUAAUUCCUGCCACUUCUUCA